Molecule: messenger RNA, 1143 nt
Organism: Vitis riparia (riverbank grape)
Lineage: Eukaryota; Viridiplantae; Streptophyta; Magnoliopsida; Vitales; Vitaceae
Product: protein YIF1B
Exons: 5
Coding region: 156-1004 (282 amino acids)
Biological process (GO): endoplasmic reticulum to Golgi vesicle-mediated transport
Cellular component (GO): COPII-coated ER to Golgi transport vesicle; Golgi membrane; endoplasmic reticulum-Golgi intermediate compartment
Source: RefSeq, a predicted model, not a curated record
UUCUCUUCCCCAGUUUCUACUGUUUUCUGGAAGCGCAGAUCGCCGGAAAAGGCAUCGGAGGUAGGCCAAACUCAGAUCAAUCGUCCGGAAUUCACGCUACACACUUUGCUAGAACAGCUACCGAUUCAGCUCUUCAGUCUCUCAGAACACAAGAUAUGUACAAUAAUAACGUUGGAAGCCAAGGUGGGGUUGGGGUUGGGAUUGGGGUUGGGGUUGGCCCUGGGAUGGGGCCAGCAGCCAAUCCCCAACCUAAUAAUCCUUUUGGGAAUGCGUUCUAUGGAGCUGGAUCAGGGCUGAUUCGAGGUGGGCUUGGUGCUUACGGGGAGAAAAUAUUAGGAUCCAGUUCUGAGUAUGUGCAAAGCAACAUAAGCAGGUACUUUUCUGAUCCCCAGUACUAUUUCCAAGUGAAUGACCACUAUGUGAGAAACAAAUUGAAGGUUGUUCUAUUCCCAUUUCUGCACAGGGGCCACUGGACGAGGAUAACUGAGCCAGUUGGUGGCAGGCUCUCCUAUAAACCCCCAAUCUAUGACAUAAAUGCUCCAGACUUGUACAUUCCAUUCAUGGCAUUUGGUACCUAUGUUAUUCUUGCUGGCUUAUCACUGGGUCUUCGUGGAAAGUUUAGUCCAGAAGCUCUAAACUGGCUUUUCAUCAAGGGAUUGGUUGGUUGGUGUUUGCAAGUCUCGCUGCUGAAAGUAUCGUUGCUUUCAUUGGGUAGUGGGGAGGCUCCCUUGCUAGACAUCGUGGCAUAUGCUGGUUAUACUUUCACAGGAAUGUGUUUGGCCGUCUUUGGAAGGAUUGCUUGGAGCUACUCAUAUUAUUUCUUGAUGCCCUGGGCAUGCUUAUGCAUGGGAAUAUUCUUGGUGAAGACAAUGAAAAGAGUUCUCUUUGCAGAGGUGAGAAGUUAUGAUUCAAGCAGGCAUCACUAUCUCUUGCUCUUCAUUGCUUUGGCUCAGCUCCCACUUUUCAUAUGGCUUGGCAACAUUAGCGUUCAUUGGCUCUUUUAAACUGCAUCUUUUGAUACUGUACUUAGAAACAAUUUCUAUGUUUAUAACAGUGUUAAAGUUGUAGGCAAUUUAUUUAUUUUGAUUACUUUCUUGGGUGAAUUGUUUUGAUUUAUGAUCUCAUUCAAGUGCAUGUUGUACA